Myotis davidii is the source of this 1007-nucleotide messenger RNA. It is a transcript of the gene MYADML2, whose product is annotated as myeloid-associated differentiation marker-like 2. NCBI's taxonomy places the organism in Eukaryota, Metazoa, Chordata, Mammalia, Chiroptera, Vespertilionidae. The record is from RefSeq and is a predicted model, not a curated record. Gene Ontology annotation, cellular component: membrane.
ACAGAGGCAGGUGCUGUGAAGGAGGCGGAGCCAGCAGCCCAGGGGUUAAUGGUCCUGGCAGGGGCUUGGCCUGGGGCACAGGGGUCAGAUGUCCCCCUGGAAUGGGGACCGGUUGCUAUUCCCAGGCUCUGACACUCGCCUAUUUAUAGCGCUGGGCCGGCCCCCCCACACCAGGCGGAGCGGCUGCUCCCUGCAAUGUCACUGCCACUGCAGCCACUGGCACCGGCACCUCCGCGCUGAGGAGGCAGAGCGGCCGCCGCCCGGGAGGAGCCCCGGCCGCCAGGCGCCCUGUGAGGCCAGGAGGCAGCCUGUCUGAUCCUGUGAUGGGCAGCACCAUGGAGCCCCCCGGGGGCGGGUACCUGCACCUGGGCGCUGUGGCGUCCCCGGUGGGGACGGCCCGCGUGCUGCAGCUGGCCUUCGGCUGCGCCACCUUCAGCCUGGUGGCGCACCGCGGCGGCUUCGCGGGCGUGCAGGGCACCUUCUGCAUGGCCGCCUGGGGCUUCUGCUUCGCCCUCUCGGGCCUGGUGGUGGUCUGCGAGGUUACCCGGCUGCACGGCUGCCUGCGCCUCUCCUGGGGCAACUUCACAGCCGCCUUCGCCAUGCUGGCCGCGCUGCUGUCGGCCACGGCGGCCGUCCUCUACCCGCUGUACUUCGCCCGUCUGCAGUGCCCGCCCGAGCCCGCGGGCUGCGCUGCCCGGGACUUCCGUCUGGCCGCCAGCGUCUUCGCAGGGCUCCUGUUCCUGGCCUACGCGGCCGAGGUGGCCCUGACCCGGGCCCGGCCCGGCCAGGUGGCCAGCUAGGCCUUCGUGGCCUGCAUCAUCUUCGGGGCGCUGGUCCAGGACAGCGGCUACGGGCGCUACGCGGCCACCCAGUGGUGCGUGGCCGUCUACAGCCUGUGCUUCCUGGCCACGGUGGCCGUGGUGGUGCUGAGCGUCCUGGGCCACACGGGCGGCCCGGGCGGCCCCUCCGGCCUGGCCUCCGGCUCGGGGAUGGUCCCUGUCGCUUAG